AUGGCCAAGGAGAUCAAGCAGAACGUUGUCGACAACGGCAACACAAAACUGAACGUCAAUGUGGGCACGAUCGGUCACAUUGAUCACGGCAAGACGACUUUGACGGCUGCGCUUUUGCGUGUGCAGUCCGAAAAGGGUCUUGCUAUCUACAAACCGUAUGACCAAAUCGCAAUAGGAGGCAUCGUCCGUGACAAAUCGAAAACCGUUACGAUCACUGCGGCUCACGUCGAGUACGAAACGGCUGCGCGAACGUAUGCCCAUAUCGACUGCCCCGGUCACGCGGACUACAUCAAGAACAUGAUCACCGGUGCGGCUCAGAUGGACGGAGCAAUCCUCCUGACUUCUGCUGCCGACGGGCCUCAACCGCAAACUCGCGAGCACAUUUUGCUGGCGCGUCAGGUUGGCGUUCCACACUUGGUUGUGUUUCUCAACAAGUGCGAUUUGGUCGACGAUCCCGAGUUGAUUGAAUUGGUCGAAAUGGAGAUUCGUGAUUUGCUGACGCAGUACGGGUUUGACGAAAGUCAGGUUCCGUUCGUUCGCGGCAGCGCCUUGAUGGCUCACGAAAAUCCAACCGACGCCGAUUCGAUUCGCUGCAUCGAGGAACUUCUCGAUGCACUCGAUACGUCGAUUCCUGAUCCUCUGCGUGACAUGGACAAGCCUUUCAACAUGCCGAUCGAGAAUGUUUUCAUGAUCGAAGGCAGAGGCACCGUUGUCACGGGAAAGAUCGAAGCGGGCAAAGUCCGUGUUGGCGAUCGCGUCGACAUCGUAGGCAAGGAC
Chondrus crispus (carragheen) is the source of this 777-nucleotide messenger RNA. Its product is annotated as Translation elongation factor EF-Tu (fragment). Gene Ontology annotation, cellular component: cytosol. The annotation marks the transcript as partial. The transcript has a single exon. NCBI's taxonomy places the organism in Eukaryota, Rhodophyta, Florideophyceae, Gigartinales, Gigartinaceae. The record is from RefSeq and is a predicted model, not a curated record. Gene Ontology annotation, molecular function: GTPase activity; GTP binding; translation elongation factor activity. Gene Ontology annotation, biological process: translational elongation.